ACCGGCUCACAGGUGAUAAACACUUUCCUUUGAGCUCAGUUGAUGUCUCACACCUGAUAGAGAAGGCAGACGCUCAUUCCCAAAGCCUGAAGAUGGAAAGAAUUUGUGAGGCAUACUUUGAUGCCACAGGAGGUGCAGGGACUGAGGAUGUGACUCCUGAUAUUUUGGCCAAAAUGGGUUUCAUCACAGUGGAUGACAUACUAGCAGCUAUUUAUCAGGAAAUUAUGUCUGGAGCAGUUUGGAUUCUGUGGGCAAUUUUGAAAGCAAUCAUGAUCUCAAUCUGGGCGUCAAUUGGUGCAAGAUGGUGGGGCGCAGCUGGAGGAGCAGCCUUUGUGUUGGCGACUCCUGCUAUUAUAGCUGGCUUAGGUUUUACCGCAGGUGGAAUAGUAGCCGGCUCCAUUGCUGCCAAACUAAUGGCGAUGGCUGCAGUUGCUAAUGGAGGAGGCGUUGUAGCAGGAAGUCUGGUGGCAAUCUUGCAGUCAAUUGGGGCUACAAUUGGAGCUGUGACUGGAGCUGCGACAGCGGCUGCGACAGCGGCUGGAGCUGCGGCUGGAGCUGCGGCUGGAGCUGCGGCUGGAGCUGCGACUGGAGCUGCAACAGCGACUGGAGCUGCGGCUGGAGCUGCGGCUGGAGCUGCGACUGGAGUUGCGACUGGAGUUGCGACUGGAGUUGCGACAGCGACUGGAGCUGCGGCUGGAGUAGCUGCGGCUGGAGCUGGAGAAACUGCUGCAUGGAUGCUGUCAACCAUUUGUCACCAGAUCUAAUAAAGAUUUACAGCAUGGAUAUGGGACACAUUUAAUCUUCACCUAAUGGAGACAAAUACUCAUUUUGUGUAUCUGUACUGUGAUGAAUGUCAAAUACCAACAUUAAACUGUGUUUGCCAUGGCUUAAAUCUUUGAGCAUCAAUCCAGAAGCAAUUAUAUUUUUAUGAUGACAUUAAAAGUCUAACAUAUCCAAUUUUCAUCUUGUAAUUUAUUAUUUGUAUAAGUCAAAAGUGUGUUUUAUAAUGUGGAAGAUGAUGCCUACAUAGUGUUAUUUGCAGGAUGUGAAUUAGCUCUAAUUAAUCUUUGUUUUUACACUAUAACUGAAUCUGAAGGCAUUAACAGGAUGCUUCUGUGCUCUGUGAAUACUUUUAUCUUAUUAUGCGGCCAAUUCUAAACCCAAAUAAAAUGCAU
Messenger RNA from Trematomus bernacchii (emerald rockcod), 1175 nucleotides. Its product is annotated as interferon alpha-inducible protein 27-like protein 2B. Bases 93 to 764 code for a protein of 223 amino acids. Lineage: Eukaryota; Metazoa; Chordata; Actinopteri; Perciformes; Nototheniidae. The transcript has 7 exons. Gene Ontology annotation, biological process: apoptotic signaling pathway. The record is from RefSeq and is a predicted model, not a curated record. Gene Ontology annotation, cellular component: membrane; mitochondrion.